Molecule: messenger RNA, 2769 nt
Organism: Solenopsis invicta (red fire ant)
Lineage: Eukaryota; Metazoa; Arthropoda; Insecta; Hymenoptera; Formicidae
Exons: 7
Coding region: 1-2769 (922 amino acids)
Biological process (GO): DNA integration
Molecular function (GO): nucleic acid binding
Source: RefSeq, a predicted model, not a curated record
AUGGCGGAGGUCGUGCUGCAUGGUAACCUUUCGAUCGACAUUUUUGAUCCGGCAACCACCGAAUGGAAAAGAUGGCUGCAACGUUUCCUGACAGCCAUUAAGAUUUUCAAAGUUCCGGCCGAUCAACAAGUGCUGUACCUGCUACACUAUAUAGGUCUACGGGCUCAGUUACGGCUACUCGAAACAAAGGAGCUGACUUUUGAAAAAGCCAUUCAAGUGGCCACAGCGAUGGAGCUCUCGGAAAAGGACUCCCGGCAACUACAGACCGGGACAGCCGUCGUCGAAUACAUAGGUACGAAGAGCAGCAAAUCGGAAGGCAAAGGGUCACGUAAGAAGAAACCGGUACCGAUGCAAGAAAAGUCAAGCAAAGAAAAAAUGCGAAUGUCGGUAAAAACAAUAAUAUGUGGCGGAAAUCACCUAGCAAAUAAACGUACGUUCGAUAGGAAUAUUAAAUGCACUAAUUGCAGCACACCAGGGCACCUGCGUAAAGUAUGCAUGGGAGCGAAGCGUGCGUCAGCACGCGUCAGCACGCCCUCGACGAACCAGGUCGAGAAGAUCUUAACAAUAGAGCAUUGGAAUCAGCGAGAUAAAUUCUUUAAAACGCUAGUAAUUAACGGAAAAACCUUACAAUUCAAGAUUGAUAGCGGUUUCUAUCUUUCCGUGGCGUGGCGUGGUGGCAUCCACCAAUUGAAUCUUUAUGUUACUAAAAUUGAACGGAAACCUUUGCUAGGUUGUGAAUGGAUACGACAGUUACAAUUAUUCAAAUUAACGGAUUCAAUUAAUACAGUUCAAGAUACAGAUAAUACAAAGGCUAAAGUUACAAAGUUACUACAAACUUACAGAGAAAAAUUAGAUUCGAAGUCUACAAAGAUAAAAGGCCUACAGACCAGUUUAGUGUUAAAGGACAAUGUCAAACCCGUGUUUCUAAAAUCAAGAACGGUUCCAUUCAAAUUGUUGCCUUUAGUAGAACAGGAACUACAAAUACUAGUGAACGACGGAGUGCUUGAAAAAGUUAACACCUCGCGUUGGGCCACACCCAUUGUCCCCGUGCUCAAGAGUAAUAAUAGGGCAUAUUUACAGUUAGAAAUACGUGAACAAGACCGCGAGUUGUUAAUUUUGAACACACACAAGGGUUUAUUUCAAAGCACUAGACUAAUGUAUGGCAUAGCAUCAGCGACAGCAAUCUGGCAGCGGGAAAUAGAAAAUAUCCUACGGGAUAUACCGGGGAUAUCAGUCUUCCUAGACGACAUUAAAAUUACCGGCCCGGAUAAUGAAAGUCAUUUACACCGUCUCGAGCUAGUACAGUUAAGAUUAGCCAAUAGAAAUAUACGCAUUAACGAAAAAAAAAGUAAAUUUUUCAAAGAUAACAUAAAUUACUGCGGGUACAAAAUUGAUAAAGACGGCAUACACAAGAUCACAAAGAAGAUCCAAGCAAUUGAGAGGAUGCCACGACCGCGCAACGUAGCUGAACUGCGUUCUUUUUUAGGCAUGAUCAACUAUUACGGAAGAUUCAUUAAGAAUCUUAGUACUAUCCUUGCACCAUUACAAGUAUUGCUACAGAAAGAAACUACGUACAAAUGGUUACAAAAUUGUGAACGUGCUUUUCAACUUGCCAAAAAAGAGUUUCAAAACGAUACCGUGUUAGUACAUUACGAUCCCAAACUUCCAUUAAUUUUAGCAACGGAUGCGAGCUUUUACGGUGUGGGGGCCGUGUUGUCCCACCAAUAUUCCGACGCGUCAUUACGGGAGCGUUUCCUGUGUGAUUUACAUAGAAGCCACUUCGGAGUAAUGAAAAUGAAAACUUUAGCAAGGAGUCUAUAUUGGUGGCCGGGGAUAGACAAAGCCAUUGAAGAAAUGGCAAGAAAUUGUAGCAUUUGCAAUUCAUUACGUAAUAACCCAUCAAAGGUCGACAUCCAUGAAUGGGAAACGGCCGAAGGCCCUUUCGACAGAGUACAUGCAGAUUAUGCGGGCCCAUUCAUGAAUGCCAACUUCUUUGUCUUAAUAGAUGUUUAUUCAAAAUGGCCUUUCGUCCGUAUAGUUAAGGAUAUUACAGCGAAAAGUACAAUAGAAGCAUGUAAGAAAAUUUUCUCGGAAUUUGGAACUCCUAGGACCAUAGUGAUGGACAAUGGUCGUAGUUUUCGGAGUGCAGAGUUCACUCAGUUUCUCAAAGUAAAUGGAAUCAUGCCUAAAUUUACGGUUCCAUAUCACCCGUCUACAAACGGACAAGCGGAGAAAUUUAUCCAAACUAUGAAGAAUUCAUUAGUCACACCACACUGCACAACAGGGGUCACACCAUCCGAGAAAAUGUUUAAUAGACAAAUACACACUCAGUAUACUGUAUGCGUACCAAGAAAAAAAAGAAAUCUUGCAGACACAAAUAUCAAUAAGAAAAUUCGAAAAUUCGCGGUGGGGGAAAAGGUGCAAUGCCGAAACUACAACGGAACAACCAAGUGGAAACACGGCAGGGUCACUCAUCGCUUGGACAAACUACACUACAGAAUAGCCUUGAAUGAUGGCCGAAUAUGGGAGCGGCAUGUGGACCAGAUCCUUCGAUCUGGAGAGUAUUGGAGCCAUGCUGAGGAACCAUGGGACGAGAUAGACCCAAACGUACCUGAAAUUUAUGCAGAAGAAAACCAAGGAGCACGACCGGAACUAGAAGCCCGACAGCCACAAGUGCCAGCGCAGAUGCCGGCAGCACGAAGAGAGCUUCCGGCACGAACUCGAAGACCGCCGGAGAGGUAUACGAAUCUUACAUGGAUCCGGAAAUAA